Molecule: messenger RNA, 3645 nt
Organism: Ochotona curzoniae (black-lipped pika)
Lineage: Eukaryota; Metazoa; Chordata; Mammalia; Lagomorpha; Ochotonidae
Gene: RBM20
Product: RNA binding motif protein 20
Exons: 14
Coding region: 1-3645 (1214 amino acids)
Biological process (GO): regulation of RNA splicing
Cellular component (GO): nucleus
Molecular function (GO): mRNA binding; zinc ion binding
Source: RefSeq, a predicted model, not a curated record
AUGGUGCUGGCAGCAGCCAUGAGUCAGGAUGCCGACCCCAGCGGUCCGGAGCCCGCGGACCGAGAUGCCGGCUCUGUGCCCGGCGCCCCGGCGCCCCCAGUGCCCCCGGGCCCGCGAGGGAUGCAGCCACCGCCGCCGCCGCCGCCGCCCCAAGCCGGUCUUCCUCAGAUCAUCCAAAAUGCUGCCAAGCUCCUGGACAAGAACCCGUUUUCGGCCAGUAACCCGAACCCUCUGCUUCCUUCGCCCGCCAGUCUCCAACUGGCUCAACUGCAAGCCCAGCUCACCCUCCACCGGCUGAAGUUGGCACAGACAGCUGUCACCAACAACACUGCGGCUGCCACCGUCCUGAACCAAGUCCUCUCCAAAGUGGCCAUGUCCCAGCCCCUCUUCAACCAGCUGAGGCCUCCAUCUGUACUCAGCACCCCCCACGGCCAUACCGGAGUGCCUCAACAUACUCCAGCCAUACCCGGUGCCCGGUUUCCCUCAAACACCAUGGCUUUCUCACCCCCCAGCCAGACACGAGGCCCAGGACCCUCUGUGAGCCUCCCUAGCCAGCCCCCUGGUGCCAUGGUGAUGCACCCUUUCAGUGGGGUGAUGCCUCCGACCCCUGCCCAGCCAGCAGUCAUCUUGGGCCUUGGCAAGAUGGGCCCUGCCUCUGCUCCUGCAGGAUUCUACGAGUAUGGCAAGGUCAACACCAACCAGGCAUACAGCACUGAGACAGACAGUCAGCCUGGCUUCCUGCCAGCCUCAGCCUCCACCUCAGGCAGUGUGGCAUAUGAAGGGCACUACAGCCACGCAGCACAGGACAGCCAAGCUGCAUUUGCUAAAGACUUCUAUGGACCCAACUCCCAAGGGACACAUGUGGCGAGUGGAUUUCCAGUGGAGCAGGCCGGGGGAAUGAAGGGCGAGGUAGGCGCGCUGCUGCAGGGUGUGAACAGCCAGUGGGAGAGCCCCCCUGGCUUCUCUGGCCCAGGCAAGCCCGAUCUUACAGCAGGGCCCAACCUGUGGCCGCCACCCCCCAGCCAGCCCUAUGAGUUGUAUGACCCCGAGGAGCCCACCUCAGACAGGACCCCGCCCUCCUUUGGAGGUCGGCUUAAUCACAGCAAACAGGGUUUCAGUGGGGGCCGGCGGCGGGCCAAGGAGGAGCAGGGGAUGCUGUCACUGCGGCCCCUGCAGGCCCACGAGCUGAACGACUUUCACGGCGUGGCCCCCCUGCACUUGCCGCACAUCUGUAGCAUCUGCGACAAGAAGGUGUUUGACUUGAAGGAUUGGGAGCUGCAUGUGAAAGGGAAGCUGCAUGCUCAGAAAUGCCUGGUCUUCUCUGAAAACGCCGGCGUGCGGUGCAUUCGCAGUCCUGCAGAGGGAGCUCUGCGUGCCUCCCCGAACAGCACAGCUGUUUACAACCCCGCUGGGAACGAAGACUUUGUCUCCAAUCUCGGAACAUCAUAUGCAGCCAUUCCAGCAAGGACGUUUGCUCAGUCAAACCCCACAUUUCCUUCAGCUUCCUCGGGGACGAACCGGAGAGGUGAUGGCCGUGUGGUACACAUCUGCAAUCUCCCAGAAGGAAGCUGCACCGAGAAUGACGUCAUAAACCUGGGGCUGCCCUUUGGGAAAGUCACAAACUACAUCCUCAUGAAGUCCACCAACCAGGCCUUCUUAGAGAUGGCCUACACAGAAGCUGCCCAGGCCAUGGUCCAGUACUACCAGGAAAAGUCUGCUGUGAUCAACGGUGAGAAGUUGCUCAUUCGGAUGUCCAAGAGAUACAAGGAAUUGCAGCUGAAGAAACCUGGGAAAGCUGUGGCUGCCAUCAUCCAGGACAUCCAUUCCCAGAGGGAGAGGGAUUUGUUCCGGGAAGCAGACAGGUACGGCCCAGAGAGGCCAAGGUCUCGCAGUCCAGUGAAUCGGUCCCUCUCCCCAAGGUCCCACACUCCGAGCUUCACCUCCUGUAGCUCUUCACACAGUCCCCCAGGCCCCUCCCGAGCAGACUGGGGCAAUGGCCGGGACUCGUGGGAGCUCUCUCCUUAUACCAGGAGGGAUGAGGAGCGAGACCCAGGCCCCUGGAGGGAGAAUGGGGAGGAAAAGAGGGACAGGACGGAUGCGUGGGCACAUGAUCGCAAGCACUACCCCCGGCAGCCGGACAAGGCCGAUGUGGAUGAGCGACUGGAAGGAGGGAGGGGCUACCGGGACAAGUAUGCAAGAUCCGGGUCCCCCAACCCAGUCCACUGUGCAUCGAGCUACAAAAGCCGGGAAGACGGCUACUACCGGAAAGAGCCCAGAACCAAAUCGGACAAGCAUGUGAAGCAACAGCAGCAGGAGGCCCCUGGACGGUCCAGGCGGAAAGAAGAGGCCAGGCUGCGGGAGAGCAGGCACCCCUACCCCGAUGACUCAGGCAAGGAAGCCGGGCUGGGGCCCAAGGUCACUAGGGCCCCUGAGGGCGCCAAGUCCAAGCAGAGACCUGAUAGAGACCAAGAAGGAGCUGAUGAUAGAAAAGAAAGCAAAAUGGCUGAGAAUGAGGCCGCAAAAGAGGAACAAGAGGGCCCAGAAGAAAGCCCCCUAGCCGUGGAUGGACAGGAGAGAGGAACAGGGGCCUCUGACCCAGAAGACACAAGGACAAAGAAGGAGCAAGCCUGGGAGAGUGGAAGUGAGACAGAGGGAGAGAGCUGGUAUCCCACAAACAUGGAGGAGCUGGUGACAGUGGACGAAGUGGGGGAAGAGGAGGAUUUUAUCAUGGAACCUGACAUCCCAGAGCUGGAAGAAAUAGUGCCCCUUGAGCCUAAAGACAAAAUCUGCCCUGAAAUACGUUCCUGUGUGGCGGCCACCACGUUAGACCUGAACUUGGCCAAGGCAGGAGUCAGGGAAGACCUAGGGAACAGGGCUGCAGAACUGAGCCUGAAGCCGCCCAGACAGCUGCCUUCUGCCUCCACAAGCCGUCCCAGUGACAUGGACGUGGAAACGCCUGGCCUAAAUCUGGAUGCUGAGCGGAAGCCAGCUGAACGCGAGACCAGCCUCUCGCUGGAGGACUCAGAUUGCUACGAGAAGGAGGCAAAGGGUGCAGAGGGCUCAGAUGUUCAUCCGGCCCCUGCAGUUCAGCAGAUGGCUUCCCCAAAGCCAGCAGAGGAGAGAGCCCGGCAACCUAGCCCAUUUCUUGAUGACUGCAAGGCCAAGGGGACCCCUGAAGAUGGGGCUUGUGGAGGCGGCCCCCUGGAGGAGAAAGCCAGCCCCCACACCGAGACCGACCUCCCAAGCCAAGCUUGCCAAGAAGUGUUGACCCAGGAAAAUCCCAGGUACCUGGAAGCGAAGCCGCUGGCCGUGAGGUCCCCAGAAUAUGCUGAGGCGGAGCUGAAGCAACCCCUUUCUUUGCCUUCCUGGGAGCCAGAGGAUGUAUUCAGUGAGCUGAGCAUUCCUCUAGGAGUGGAGUUCGUGGUUCCCAGGACUGGGUUCUAUUGCAAGCUGUGUGGGCUGUUCUACACCAGCGAGGAGAUGGCCAAGGUGACCCACUGUCGCAGCACUGUCCACUACAGGAACUUACAGAAGUACUUGUCCCAGCUGGCCGAGGAGAGCCUGAAGGAGCCCGAGGGGGCGGGAGGCAGCCCCAGGCCUGAGGACAGCGGAAUCGUUCCACACUUUGACAGGAAAAAGCCCUGA